Gopherus evgoodei (Goodes thornscrub tortoise) is the source of this 5453-nucleotide messenger RNA. RefSeq names its product RNA binding motif protein 27 (gene RBM27). The transcript has 21 exons. NCBI's taxonomy places the organism in Eukaryota, Metazoa, Chordata, Testudines, Testudinidae. The coding region runs from base 144 to 3209 and encodes 1021 amino acids. Gene Ontology annotation, cellular component: nucleus. The record is from RefSeq and is a predicted model, not a curated record. Gene Ontology annotation, biological process: mRNA processing. Gene Ontology annotation, molecular function: RNA binding; metal ion binding.
CCUGUACUAGGCCCUGGCGGCGGGGAGGGGGCUGCUGGCGAGUAACUGUCCUGGGGGAGGCGGGGUCUGAGCCGGCGCUGGAGGCCUGGGGCCAUGGUGUCCGGGGUGUAGUGGAGGCGCCGGGCGGAGCAGCAGGGGGCACCAUGAUCAUUGAGAACGUGGACGCCCUCAAGACCUGGCUGGCCAAGUUACUGGAGCCGAUAUGUGAUGCAGACCCUUCAGCCUUAGCUAACUAUGUUGUGGCAUUAGUCAAGAAAGACAAACCAGAGAAAGAGCUGAAGGCUUUCUGUGCUGAUCAGCUAGACGUCUUUCUGCAGAAAGAAACUUCAGGUUUUGUAGAUAAACUGUUUGAAAGUCUGUACACAAAGAACUACCUUCCUUCCCUUGAACCAGCAAAACUAGAACCGAAGCCCGCAGGUCAGGAAAAAGAAGAAAUCAAAGAGGAGGUAAUAUUAACUUCCCAUCCACCUGCUUCUAUAUUUCAAGAGUCGUUUGAGGAAGAACGAGAUGGCAGGAAAAAGAAGUAUCCUAGCCCACAGAGAAACCGUUUAGAUUCUAAUGAACAAAGAACCAGAGAGAAAAAGAGAGAUGAUGGCAAAUGGAGAGACUAUGACAGAUACUAUGAUCGGAAUGAUUUAUAUAGAGACAAAUACGACUGGCGAAGAGGCAGGAGUAAAAGUCGUAGUAAAAGCAGAGGCUUAAGCCGAAGUCGUAGCCGCAGCGGGGGUAGAAGCAAAGACCGGGAUCUGAACAGAAAUAUUGCAGAACACAAGGAGAGAGCAAAAUUCAAGAGUGAAAGGAAUGACAUGGAGAGCUCGUAUAACCCAGUGUCUUUGUCAUCCAGUAAUUCUACUGAACAGUAUUCCUCUGCGCAGUCUAUUCCCAGUGCUGUUACUGUGAUUGCACCUGCUCACCAUCCUGAGAACACAACAGAGAGCUGGUCAAAUUAUUAUAAGAAUCAUAGUGUUCCCAAUUCAUUUGGCAGAAAUCCUCCGCCUAAAAGACGAUGUCGAGAUUAUGAUGAGCGAGGAUUUUGUGUACUUGGCGACCUUUGCCAAUUUGAUCAUGGAAAUGACCCUUUAGUAGUAGAUGAAGUUUCAUUGCCAAGCAUGAUUCCUUUUCCACCACCACCCCCAGGACUCCCCCCUCCUCCUCCUCCUGGUAUGCUAAUGCCUCCAAUGCCAGGCCCAGCUCCCAGUAUGAGAAUGCCAGGCCCACAAGUACAUCCUCGGCCACCACCUCCUGUCGUGCUUCCUGUAUCAAGACCACCUUUAACACAGUCAAGUUUGAUGAAUAACCGUGACCAGCCUCGGACAAGUGCAGUGCCCAAUCUUGCACCAGUGGGAGCAAGACUACCUCCUCCUUUACCCCAGAACCUACUGUAUACAGUAUCAGAACAUACGUAUGAGCCAGAUGGUUAUAACCCUGAAGCACCUAGUAUCACCAGUGCUGGUAGAUCUCAGUACCGACAGUUCUUUACUAGAACACAGACACAGCGUCCAAAUCUGAUUGGCCUAACAUCUGGGGAGAUGGAUACAAAUCCAAGAGCGGCGAACAUUAUCAUCCAGACUGAAACUCCCAUUUCCAUUGCAAAUAACAGCAGCAAUGUAACCAGAGUGGUGCUUGAGCCAGACAACAGGAAAAGACCUCCAAGUAGCAUGGAAGGGCCAUCUGUAAAGAAACCCUGGAUGGGAAAGCAAGCCAAUAACCAGAAUAAACCAGGAUUUCUGAAAAAGAAUCAAUACACUAACACCAAGCUGGAAGUUCGAAAAAUCCCACCUGAGUUGAAUAAUAUUACACAACUCAAUGAACAUUUCAGCAAAUUUGGAACUAUUGUUAACAUUCAGGUUGCUUUCAAGAAUGAUCCUGAAGCUGCUUUAAUUCAAUAUUUAACUAAUGAUGAGGCCAGAAAGGCCAUUUCCAGCACAGAGGCAGUUUUAAACAAUCGAUUUAUAAGGGUGCUGUGGCACAGGGAAAAUGAGCAGCAGCCACCACUGCUGCAGCAACACCUGCACCAUCACCAGCAGCCACCGCCACAAUCUCUGCAUCACCAGCUUCAUCUUCAACAACAAACGCUGACUGCCCAACCUCCAGCUGCAACAGUACAUAGCAAUGUGUCAAAGGUGAUAACUAAACCCCUGGCAUCGGGUGCCUAUGUCCUUAAUAAGGUUUCAGUUAAACGUCGCCUUGGAGCAGCGGGUGGAAACCAGACAGAUGCAGCACAUUUGUUAAACCAGUCCAGUGCUACUGCAGAAGAUUCUCAGACAUUUCCUACUUCUGCAAGCCAUACCAAAAUGGUGUAUAAUUCCCCAAACUUAAAGACAUCUGUGAAAUCUGGCACAGGAUCUAAAUCCCAUGAUGUUCAAGAGGCCCUUAAAAAGAAACAGGAGGCAAUGAAAUUACAACAAGAUAUGAGAAAAAAGAAGCAGGAGAUGUUAGAAAAACAAAUAGAAUGCCAAAAGAUGUUGAUAUCUAAGCUGGAGAAAAAUAAAGCUACGAAACCAGAGGAGAGGGCAGAAAUAAUGAAGACCUUGAAAGAACUAACAGGAAAAAUCUCUCAGUUAAAGGAUGAAUUGAAAACUUCUUCUGUAGCCUCCACGGCAUCAAAACUGAAGUCCAAGACAGAGGCACAAAAGGAGCUUUUAGAUGCAGAACUGGACUUUCAUAAAAGAUUGUCUUCUGGAGAAGAUACAACAGAGUUGCGGAAAAAGCUCAGUCAACUACAGGUUGAGGCUGCCCGUUUAGGUAUCUUACCUGUAGGUCGAGGGAAGGCGGUAUCUGCUCAGGGCAGAGGAAGAGGACGAGGUCGUGGUGGGAGAGGAAGAGGCACAUUGAAUCAUAUGGUGGUCGAUCACCGCCCCAAAGCUCUAACUGUUGGUGGCUUCGUAGAAGAGGAGAGAGAUGAAUUAUUACAACAUUUCUCUAAAUUUGGAGAUAUUGAAGACCUCCAAGAAGAGGAUUCUCCUUUAAGUGUCAUUCUGACUUUUAAGUCCCGCUCAGAAGCUGAAAAUGCUGCUAACCAAGGAUUAAGAUUCAAAGACCGAAGACUACAGAUAUCAUGGCACAAACCUAAGGUACCGUCUGUGUCCACAGAAAUUGAGGAAGAGGAGUCCAAGGAAGAGGAGACUGAAACCUCAGAUUUAUUUUUGCACGAAGAUGAUGACGAUGAUGAUGAAGAUGAAGAUGAAUCCCGUUCUUGGAGAAGAUGAAACUUGAUUUGGAAUUGUAUAGUUUUAGGAAUAUAGUUUGAACUACAACUUUUAAAAAUUUAUUUAAGAAAGUUGAUGAGCCAAAAAAAAUUAUUUUAUUUUACUUUUCAAAACACACAGUAGAUUUCAAGUGAGAACAAGUUUGUGAUAUGAACGUGACAGAUACUUAGCUGUGAUACUAGGUCAGCCAAAGGCCCAAUGACUUUUUAUAGAGUUAUAAAGAUCAUCAGUGAUGGUAGUCCUCCUAUAAAGAAGAAACUUAUGAAUAUUGUCAAGCCCUUUUUUCACACCACCUGUAUUAUCUUGUUUUUUAAUGCUUUGAUUUAUUAGAUAUAAAUGAAAAAAUGUUACAGGCUUUAUUUAGUAAUAUUAUAGGGUUGCAGGAGAGAGCUGCAGACACAUUUUCAUUAAAUGUCAAUUGCCUCAUGUUUGCUAACUCAAAAAGGGCAACAUUUUAUUACAUGUGAAGUCAGCUAUUGUAGGAAAUAUUUGUGUCUGAAUUCAUUUUUUGCUUAAGACCUGUCUUGAGAGCCACACACAACUUCAGUGUAGAAGACCCCAAAUUUUCUGCCUUCUAGUGUUUUGUCUUUUGUUUCCUCUUGCAUACGUUAAUAGGGAAUUAGCAUGAUACUGCCUGGUACUAGUCCACAGUAAAUUGCUUUAAAUCCUGUUUCACUGUGAAACAUUAGCAGUGACACUGAUAUGUGUCAUUAGCAUAUUGUUUCCAUUCUUUCACUGUCAGUGUCAAUUCCUUCUCACAGUUUGGAUGCAAGAGUCAAGCUUAAUCCAGGCUGAUUUAUUGCAUUGUCAGUAUUGGUAAAUAUCAAUCCUGUUAAACUGUAUAGAGUUCUAAAACAAGCAACCAUGAGAACCCUCUUCUCUCACCUCCGCAAUAUGACCAGGUCUGUCACUUUUAUUAAUAUUCAGGCCAAACCCAUACAGUGUUCAGAGCAAGUUUUAUUGUUUUUUGGCCCAUGGAAGGUCAAUAUCCUAUUACACCAAACCAGCACUUUAAGUGAUAUGAUUCUUAAGGCUAGUGUUUAAAACUCACUUUAAGAUAUAAAUACGAAUAGUUUUCCUAAAGGGCAGUUUCAUUUAAAAGCAGGUAAAACGGACAAUGAAAUUUUCAAUUGCCUUUGUCUUUAUACCACUUUAAAACAAAAAAGCACCAAAAAAGAAAUGAUGGUGAUUUUGGUAGAAAUGGGGCUAAGAAGUUUAGACCCUCAAGAGCCAUAGAUCUUCAUAACUCUGUUAUGUGGGUCUUGCUGUUCAUGAGCAUAAAUACAUUAUCCAGUAGGCUUUUUCCUUCACUCUGUAGGCAUCUGUACUGUACACUUUGUACAGUUAGAGUUAUCUGGUAUGUAAGUAGCCAUGUAAAAUAGUGUCUUUGCAUUCUAAAUGUCAGUUUGAAGGAGCAGAGCAAACACUCUCUUACCAACUGCUGGGAUUCUAAACAGCUUAUUAUAUACAUGUACCAAAUGCAUACAUUCUUGGCUUUAGAAAUCAUAUAUUGCUUUCAGAUAUUAAGCACACUAGAGUAUUUGGCAACUGUUUCCUGAUUCAAAAUAAAUACAACAUGUACCAGAAAUUUUAAUUUAGGCUAAACAUAGCUAGUUACUUGAAGUCAUGUUCUUUCAGGUUGCCCCUCAUACUCUUCCUCUCCGUUUGAAUAUCCUUUUGCUGUGGUAAUAUGUAAAAGAAGCCAAAACUUUAUCGCUUUAAGUUUCAGUGUCAGUUGGAGGGAAUAUGUCCUUCAAUAUUUCCCCCCUUCAUAUUAAGACUUCCAUUUUCUAAUUAAAUACUGCAUUCCUACUACUGCUGAGUCUAAAUUUAUGAAGGAAUGAUGAAAAAACAUAAAUACUUUGAACCUAGAAGAAUAAUCCUUGCUUUUCUCCCACCAUCUCUAAUAUUUUCUUAAUGUCUGUGGCUCAGUGUAUGUUUUGAUAGAUCCAUUACAGCAAAUGUUUGAGUCCUGACAGUUUAAAAAAUGAUAGAGGGAACAAAGGAUUUAUAUAUUUUUUUUGUACAGAGUUUUUUCUUAAACUGUAUAAUUUUGUAAAUAUUUUGCUUUUUGUGUACUAAAACUACCAGCGUAUAGAUUUCAAUAAGAAUUGUUGUAUUUUUGUAUUUGGAAACUACAGAUUACAGUGAACGAAUGAAGCUGUAAGGCAGUGUUUUUCUCAAACUGGGGUCAUCGCUUGUGUAGGGAAAGCCCCUUGCAGGCUGGGCCGGUUUGUUUACCUG